Molecule: messenger RNA, 1230 nt
Organism: Symbiodinium natans
Lineage: Eukaryota; Dinophyceae; Suessiales; Symbiodiniaceae
Source: the annotation of a GenBank genome assembly
GACAUCACUGUCAAGGCAGAAGAGGCAAGAAGAGGCAAGAAGAGGGCUUUUCCGUUGAAUUGGAGUGCUGACUUGCGAAGCGAGCGCGCGGCGAUGGAUGACCCUCCACCGGCCGAGGUGUGGACGCUGGUUGCUGCGGCCGGUGGCCGUGGCCCGGAGCUGUCUGCUGCAGCACAUCGCGCGGGACUGCGUGCCGAGGCCGUCCCUCCCGACGAGGCCGCCCUCGGCAGCAUCGAUCGAUUGCCGGGCCGGCUUGCAGUGGUCCUGGCGCAGUCACCCGAGAAGACCCUUCUGCAAGCACUCCGCAGAGGUCACGCGCAUGUCUUCACCAUCGCCGUUGACGAGGCCUUUGCGCGGUGUCCAGCUUCCCGACUCGCAGCCUUCGAUGCGGGAGCUCGCAUGGUCACAUCUUCGGUCGCAGCUGUGGAGGAAGCAUUGGCCAAGGUGUCCGUCAUCUUCAACAGCUGCGGGCCAUUUGUUUGCUCGGUCUGCGGGUUAGGGCGACUGUCCGAGAAUGCCCUUCAUCUACACAUGCACUUCCACCAUGCCGUGGAUACGAUACCCGAGGAUCCGUGCCCGAUUUGCGCAGAACGGCCACGAAACUUGGCAGUACAUCUGCAUCAGAACCAUGGCCCGCCAGCCGAAAGGGAGCCGCCACCAGCACCGUAUGCAACCUUCGCAUGGUGCGUUUGCCGUCGACUAGAUGGACGGUUCCUGCUCGUGAACGAGCCGGCCGGAAUUGCAGGCGGCCGGCCCAACUUCUGGCUGCCCGCGGGUCGUGUCGACCGCGGCGAAUCGCUUCAGGAGGCCUGCCGCCGCGAGGCCCUAGAAGAAGCUGGAGUGCCAGUCAAAGUCACAGGCCUUCUCCGUCUCAUGGUCGACAGCCACCAGACCCUGCGCGCGGUCUUUCUCGCAGAGCCCGAGGACGACGCUCAUGCCGAGCCAAAGAGUGUCCCCGACUGGGAAAGCGUUGGCGCCAUGUGGGCGGAGGUUGAAGAGGUCCAGAACCUUAAGGAGUCCGACUUCCGCCAUCCAGAUCCCCAGGAUUUGUACCCCAAAGUGGCGUCUGGCCAUCUGAAGCCGGAGCCUGUUGACACCAAAGAGUUCCUGGCCUUGGAGGCACUCAUUCGGCGGCUUACGGCCGGCGACGCGCGAGCUGAAAGGGAGCUGGCGAGCGUAUGGAGGAGCGUGCAAGCUGCGUAUCCUCCGGCUGUGUUCCAACGAGGUUGA